AUGGUCGGCCACUACUACGUGCAACCGACCUACAAAUUCUCCGUAUUCCUACUCCAAAAUACAGACCUGACCGCGACGGUCCUGUGCGAGGCGAACGAGUGGAACGAGCUCCCGCCGAGCUUGGCCUCGCUCGCUGGUUUUGCAGGCGUGCGACUCAUCUACGUGUGGCUCGGCAGUAUUCGGUACAACGAGCGAGGACGCAGCAAGAAGGGCUUUGCCGAGCAGGCACGGCGAAUCAUGGAGAGAGAUGGGCGGUUGCUGCGAGGACGCGAUUUGACUGUGGAGUACAUCGACUAUGACGGGCAUCGCUACGGCGAAAUUUGGACCGGUCGUUAA
This is a messenger RNA of Akanthomyces muscarius, 336 nucleotides long. RefSeq lists its product as uncharacterized. The record is from RefSeq and is a predicted model, not a curated record. NCBI's taxonomy places the organism in Eukaryota, Fungi, Ascomycota, Sordariomycetes, Hypocreales, Cordycipitaceae. The coding region runs from base 1 to 336 and encodes 111 amino acids. The transcript has 3 exons.